AUGCAGAACUGUUCUCGAGUUAUGAUGCCGUCCAUCAUUCAGUUGAGACCGUUUACACAUCUCGCCAAGCGUGGCAUUCGGCCAGCGACCACCCGUCCUGCGUUGAUGAUAUCUUGCCAGCAAAGACUUAACUCUUCAGCUUCGCCACCACCAUCAGACCCCAACAAGAAGUUGGAGGCCAGCGUUUCUAGUGUGGCUAAACCAAAAUCAAAAGAGCCUCUUAUGCAAAGAAUAAAGCACGAAAUAAGGCACUACGUCAAUGGUACAAAACUUCUCGGAUACGAGAUCAAGAUCUCUACCAAACUGCUUAUUAAAUUGGUUGAAGGCUACGAACUUUCUAGGCGUGAAAGAAAUCAACUAAAGCGUACUAUGGGUGAUGUUUUUCGCUUAGUUCCGUUUAGUGCAUUCGUUGUAAUUCCUUUCGCAGAGCUGCUACUACCAAUUGCUUUGAAGAUUUUCCCCAACUUGCUUCCCUCAACGUACGAAUCAGGAAAAGAUAAACAGUUAAAAAAGCAGAAGUUCAAUGACGUUAGACAGAAAACUUCCAACUUCCUUCAGGAAACGCUGGAGGAGUCGUCUUUAAUUAGUUACAACUCUAUCGAAAGUGCUGAAAAAAAGAAGAAGUUCUUAAAUUUCUUCAAGAAACUAAAUUCACCAAAAGACGGCAAUGGUGAAGUCUUUACUCAUGAAGAGAUCUUGGCGGUGGCACAAAUGUUCAAGAAUGAUACGGUAUUGGAUAAUCUGUCUCGCCCUCAAUUAGUUGCUAUUGCCAAAUACAUGUCAUUGAGGCCUUUUGGAAAUGACAAUCUACUUCGCUACCAGAUUCGUUAUAAUCUAAAGAACAACAUGCAAGAUGACAAAUUGAUCGACUACGAAGGCGUAGAAUCUUUGUCCAAUGAGGAACUGUAUCAAACUUGUAUUUCACGAGGCAUCAAGACUUUUGGUGUCCAGCGCGAGGACUUGGUAGAAAACAUGAAAGUCUGGCUUGAGUUGAGAUUGAGACAUAAGGUUCCAAGCGUUUUGAUGAUAUUGAGUAGCGCAUAUACAUUUGGCGGUUUAAAUGCCCAUGCUGCUAAUGCGCACACGGCAAGGACUGAAAAAGUCGAAGACACUAAAUUUAAUCAGCUAGUCGACUUGUAUUACGAUGGUAUAUUACAAGUGUUGAGUUCGAUUCCUGACCCUGUUUACAAUGUGGCCAAGCUGGAUGUUAGUGAAUCCAAGGAGCCAAAGCCUGUAGAUGAAGUCUCAAAAGCUCCAGAGACUGCCGAAAAAGCUGCUGAAGCAACGACCGAAACGGCAAAUCUCACAGCAGCCAAAGCUCAAGCUUCUGUCAAUGUUGAGGCCGCGGGAACUAAAAAGCCGGAGCCAAAAGAGCCCGAGAAACCUGCAGAAGCUGAAGAGGAGGUUCGUCGCUCUGACGAUAAUGAGUUCAAACUCAAUGUUUUGAAGGAACAAGAAGAGUUGAUCAAAAAAGAAGAAGAGGAAGCAAAGAAGAGAAAAACCUCGAUGGAGGCAAUUAAUGAUGAUAUUCGUUUAGAUGAAGAUACCCCAACGAUCCCGGUGCCAGCAAAGGAUGCUGCAGAAGUGUCUCUAACGAAGAAGGAUUAA
Molecule: messenger RNA, 1608 nt
Organism: Lachancea fermentati
Lineage: Eukaryota; Fungi; Ascomycota; Saccharomycetes; Saccharomycetales; Saccharomycetaceae
Source: the annotation of a GenBank genome assembly